CACUACCACAAUCAGAACAGCGGCAAAACUUGCCUAAAGACGGAAAGGCAUGCCGAAGGGCGCGCGUACAGCCUCACAAGAGUGUUCUGUGACUGGGCUCUCAGGAACGGAAGAAGGGCAUGCUCUAUCGUAUUCGAUUGAGCCUUGUUCUUGACUACAUAAUCCCUUGUUCGAUCUGAUGUCGACGCUAUCUAUCCAUCAGGCUGCGUCUCAGAACCAGACGUCACUGGUUCGAUCGCUUUUAAUUGCCGCGCCGACGCUCUUGAACGCGAAGGAUGCCAAGGCCGAUGUCAACGCACGCGAUUCUAUGGGAUGGACACCCCUCAUAAUUUCAGGACACGAGCCAAUAGUCAUUGAACUCGUCGCAGCUGGUGCCGACGUGAAAGCCGCAAACGACAACAAUAUCACUCCCCUGCACUAUGCAGCUUCCAAGGGGCGGGUUGAGAUCGGGAAGCUCCUUAUUGAGCGAGGAGCGGAUAUUAACGCGCGAGACAAGGCGAAUCAGCUCCCACUUUCGGCAACUAAUUCAUUGAUCCUGUAGGCACCGGGCGGCGACUACAAAUUCAUCGUCUUUCAUUAAUCUCCUCCUUCAUCCUCCUGAGGAACUCAAGCUUCCGAAGACAAGACUGAAUACUGCAGAUCGAGUUGGUGCGUAACA
Cantharellus anzutake is the source of this 658-nucleotide messenger RNA. Its product is annotated as ankyrin repeat-containing domain protein. The transcript has 9 exons. Lineage: Eukaryota; Fungi; Basidiomycota; Agaricomycetes; Cantharellales; Hydnaceae. The record is from RefSeq and is a predicted model, not a curated record. Bases 179 to 541 code for a protein of 120 amino acids. Gene Ontology annotation, molecular function: protein binding.